AAAUGUCAAAGAUUUCAGAAAUAACCACUACAGUCCAAUCAAAGGAGAUUAUUCAAACCCAACAUUCCGGAGAAUUGCAGAAUAUCCAGGCUGCAUAUAGGCUGGAUGGAAAAAAUUAUCUGAAAUGGUCCCAACUUGUUCGCACCGUGUUGAAAGGGAAAGGGAAGAUCAACCAUCUCAUGGGUACAGGGCCGAAACUAGGAGAUCCUCAUUUUGAAGCAUGGGAUGAAGAAGACUCCAUGAUUAUGGCAUGGUUGUGGAAUUCUAUGAUUCCUGAAAUCAGUGACACAUGCAUGUUCCUAGCUACUGCCAAGGACAUUUGGGAUGCAAUCCAACAGACGUACUCUAAGGCGAGAGUUGCGGCCCAAGUAUACGAGGUCAAGGUGAAAACUGUUGCUGCUAAACAGGGAGAUAAAACUGUUACUGAGUAUGCUAAUCAAUUGAAAUCUUUAUGGCAAGAACUUGAUCAUUACAGGGUAAUAAAGACCAAGUGUCCCGAAGAUGCUGCUAUUCUCAAGGAUUUCAUAGAACAAGAUCGAGUCUAUGAUUUUCUUGUUGGACUCAAUCCAGAAUUUGACCAAGUGCGAAUCCAGAUUCUUGGCAAGCAAGAAGUUCCGUGCUUUAAUGAAGUGGUGGCAUUAAUUCGAGGAGAGGAAAGCAGAAGAUGCCUGAUGCUUAAUCCACAGAACACGGACAGCUUGGCUAUGGUGGCUGGCAGUGGUAACAAUUCAGCCACAAAUAUGGAAAGAGUACUAGUUUCUGGCAAUGGAAGAUCUAGUCAACCAAAGACUCAAAAUCGUGACUACAAGGACAACUUAUGGUGCACUUAUUGUAAGAAGGCACGCCAUACGCGUGAGCGGUGCUGGACACUACAUGGAAAACCACCAAGUCGAGAGUGGGGACAGAAGGGAGAACAACCAAGUAAUAAUGGUCAGGCCCAUGUUACAACAGUACAACAGAAUGGAGCAACACCGCAAGAGAUAGGCAAUCUUAAUCAAGAAGAAGUUGAGAGGGUGAGGUCUCUUAUUUGCAACCUUGACAAACCAGCAGGUACUGGUUCAUUGGCGUAUUCAGGACGAGGAUUUGGGGAGGAUGAUUGGACAUGCUAGAGAACGGGAUGGACUCUACUAUCUCAAAGCACCAAGUCAAUCAAACAUUACCAAAGGCAAAUCAUCUCAUUCUUUUGUCUCAGAAGUUUUUUCAUUCAAUAAAGAAAAAGUUUGGCUUCAUCAUCGCCGACUUGGACAUCCA
Molecule: messenger RNA, 1251 nt
Organism: Vitis riparia (riverbank grape)
Lineage: Eukaryota; Viridiplantae; Streptophyta; Magnoliopsida; Vitales; Vitaceae
Exons: 2
Coding region: 3-1109 (368 amino acids)
Source: RefSeq, a predicted model, not a curated record